AUGUCCCCCGGAUCAGCGUGUCAACGAUGCAGGCAGCGACACAUCAAGCACCAGUGUGAUGCGACAAGACCCAACUGCAAGCAGUGUGUGUCUAGUAAGCAUGAGUGUCCGGGAUACCCAGAGGACUGGAAGUUCAUCAACAAUGGGGCCAAGCCGCCUCGCAAGAGACAGAAGAGGCAAUCUAUACGAGAAGCCAAAGCGCAUGAUGCAAAGACAUCUACUGGGAAAAUAACCGAGACAAAUGAAGACGCUGUCAUAGAAAUCCGCCGCACCAACACGGUGUCGACCAGCCAGAGGCAAGAGCAUUUGGAUAUUUCGCCAUUGGAGUUCCCCAAAGCAUCCGAUGAUGCCCUACAUAACUUGGAUUCAUCUAUGCCCCUUCAGGUCGAAUUGGACUUCGAUCUCGGCGAUCAUCAUGUCAACGAAGCGAGUGUUGUUGGCCUGCAGCCUGGUCACUUCGGAGCUCCUUUACCCGCCCCUGAGGAAUCCCCGGGAUUGAUAUCCUCUGGAUCAACUGGCGAGUUUGAGAUGGGGCUUGCUGCUUUAGCCUCGGAGUUUAUGCUUGAGAGCGAACAGGAGAUUGUUUUCCUCCUCCGGCACUAUACGGACAAUCUGGCUCCAUGGUUAGAUAUAUUCGGAGACAAAUGCUUCUUCCAGACUUGUGUCCCUCGUCUGGUUGGGACUCACCCCGUGCUCAAAUACGCAAUAGCGGCACUUGCUGCUAAGCAUUUGAGCAACCUGGGCGGCUUCCGAGCUACUAACUGCGGCCCCAUGAGCACCCUGGCUUUGACGGAGCUUUAUCCCAGUGCAGGCAAUGUUGACUGGGCCUUCAAAGCUGCCAGCUACUACCAUCAAGCAGCUACACACUCGCAGGACUCGUCCCCGCUUUACACUACUGAAGCUAGUUUGAUCUUGACGGACGUUGCAGUGGCCAGCAAUGCUAUUUUAACCGUUUAUGAAAUGAUUGACUCGAAUUAUGAUGAAUUUUACACCCCUGCGGCUUCGGCCAGCUACUGGCACUGCUUGCCCCACGAUCUUCUUAGCUCAUAUGAUCAAAAAAGGAUAUCUAUACUGGAUUGUGAAAUCCCGUAUAACGGGCUGGGAGACUCCGACGAUCGGCUUAGUCUCAAUGAGCCUCCGUUCAUGACCAAGACACCCUGGGUGCAACUGUUUAUAUUGAUAACUCAAAUCAUUGACAAGUUUGCCACUAAUCCUAGCCGGCGUGAUCAUGGGACCAAGGAUGUGGACCGGAAUAGCAGCUGGGACUAUCUCUGGAAUGCCUUGGAUCGGUGGCACGCCCAACUCGAUAUACAAUUUGAGCCGUAUUCUCACUAUAAGCUUUCUAGCCAUUUGACACUCUCACAAGGCCUGGUAGAGCCGGUCUUUGAUGAGAUACUCUUUCCAUCACCAGUGUCCGCAGCGACGCUGUCAUACUAUCACUUUGCUCGCAUCCUUUUACUCCUGGCUAAACCGACCGACCAAUCAAACCCCCAGACGAUGCUGCUUUAUUACCGCGAGAUAUUGACGGACAUAGAGGACCAUUGUACAAAGAUAUGCGGGAUUGCAGCUGGCCGACCAGGCCCUACCGCUCGGAUACACUCAGUGCAGCCACUCUUCCUAGCUGGACAAUGCUUGGUGGAGCCACGAUUACGGACAGCUGUUGUUCAGCUCUUACAAGAUGUUGAGGCAGAUACAGGAUGGCCAACAGCAAGCCAUAUCAACAGGCUGCAUCAGGGAUGGAACAGGAAUACUCGGACAAAUUGA
This is a messenger RNA of Trichoderma breve, 1764 nucleotides long. RefSeq lists its product as uncharacterized. Gene Ontology annotation, cellular component: nucleus. NCBI's taxonomy places the organism in Eukaryota, Fungi, Ascomycota, Sordariomycetes, Hypocreales, Hypocreaceae. Bases 1 to 1764 code for a protein of 587 amino acids. The transcript is spliced from 4 exons. Gene Ontology annotation, molecular function: transcription cis-regulatory region binding; zinc ion binding; DNA-binding transcription factor activity, RNA polymerase II-specific. Gene Ontology annotation, biological process: positive regulation of transcription by RNA polymerase II. The record is from RefSeq and is a predicted model, not a curated record.